AUGGUAUUUGCCUUUAUCGACGAAGGUUCUUCAGAAACGUUGCUGGAACAUUCAACUGCUAAAAGUUUGGGUUUGUCCGGCCCAAAAGAGCCGCUUGUUCUACAAUGGACAGGAAGUGUAACCCGUGAAGAAUAUCAUUCCCAACGGGUACAGCUGAAAAUAUCUGUAAAGGACAGUUCCUCCUAUCACGAUCUAAUAAAUGUGCGCACAGUCAGCCGCCUUACACUCCCGACACAAACGCUGAGAUAUCAAGAAAUGGCUAAGCGUUUUCCACAUUUACGUGGCUUGCCAAUAAAAGAUUACACUGCAGCGCAACCAAAACUAUUGAUCGGACUAAAUAAUCUCGGUUUAUGUGUUCCCAGAAAACUACGAGAAGGCAGUCCUCAUGAACCCAUCGUUGUGAAGUGUCAACUUGGUUGGAGCAUUUAUGGCGGGUUCUCAGCUGAUCCAGCCCAACGCAUGACGGUCAACUUUCAUACAGUAGCGUCCUCUACCCCCGAUCAGUUAUUGAAUGAACAAUUACGUGACUAUUUCACCAUCGAAAAUAACAUGGUGGUCCCUCCGCUAGCGCAGCUCGAGUCCGAUGAUGAUAAACGGGCUAGAAUUCUACUAGAAACGACAACACAGCGUGUUGGACGGCGCUUCGAAACGGGUCUUCUCUGGAAGUCCGAUGUUAUAGAGUUUCCCGACAAUUACAGCAUGGCUUUGCGCCGUUUACAGUCUCUGGAGCGAAAACUACAGAAAGAUCCUGAACUUGAGGCUCUAGUACGACAACAGAUAAGAGAUUAUUUGAAAAAGGGCUAUGCACACAAAGCCACAAACGAGGAAAUAUCAUCCAGCGAUAGCAGGCGGGUUUGGUACCUCCCUCUGGGAGUUGUGAUUAACCCAAAAAAACCCAACAAAAUCAGGCUAAUCUGGGAUGCUGCCGCAACAUUUAACGGGGUCUCGUUCAACUCCAAGAUUCUCAAAGGUCCAGAUCUCUUAACGCCUCUGCCCGCUGUGCUCACGCGUUUUCGACAACAUCCAAUAGCAAUAAGUGGAGACAUACGAGAGAUGUUUCACCAAAUCAGGAUACAGAAAAAUGAUCAGCAGUCACAACGAUUCCUGUGGAGGGAGAACUCAUCUGAACCACCUCAGAUCUACGUGAUGGAGGUUGCAACGUUUGGGUCCACGUGUUCCCCAGCGUCAGCCCAAUAUAUAAAAAACGUCAAUGCCCAAGAGUUCGCUAAUGAAUAUCCUCGGGCAGCAGAGGCGAUCCAGAAAAACCACUACGUGGAUGACUACCUGGAUAGCUUCCAGAAUAUGACUGAGGCGAUUCAGGUAGACAAUGAAGUUAAAUUAAUACACACGAAAGGCGGAUUUGAAAUCCGAAAUUUUCUUUCAAAUUCGACUGAAGUUUUACGAGGAAUCGAUGGACUAUCAUCAGAAAGCACAAAAAAACUGCUAUUGAUGCGGGGUGAUUACACAGAAUCGGUACUCGGAAUGAAAUGGAUUCCAUCGGAAGAUGUUUUCACAUACACAUUCGCCCCUCGAGCUGACCUGGAACAUGUCUUCGUCGAUGGAUACAUUCCCACAAAACGGGAAGUGUUGAAGGAUGCUUGGACCUGUAAACUCGGUUGGGAUGAUCCGAUAGGUGACAGCCUUUUGGCGCGCUGGAAACAAUGGAUUGGACUCUUCAACACGCUUCCUCUUCUACGAAUACCUCGCAGUUACUUCCAGGCUGAUUCUCCAAUGAACUUCAAUGACCUCCAGUUGCACGUUUUUGUAGACGCCAGCGAGUCUGCGUAUUCGUGUGUUGCGUACUUCCGGUUGAAAAUUAACGAUCACAUCAACGUAGCGAUGGUAGCGGCCAAGACAAAGGUAGCUCCUGUAAAAUCACUCUCCAUUCCUAGACUGGAACUAAAGGCCGCAGUCGAAGGAAGUCGCUUGCUUGACUCAGUCAAAAGAUACCACACCCUGCCGAUUGCAAAAUCCUUUCUGUGGAGCGAUUCUAAGACUGUUCUAGCUUGGAUACAGUCUGAACAUCGUCGAUAUCACAAGUUCGUCGCCGUACGCGUAGGAGAAAUACUAUCGUCGAGCGAGGUGAACGAUUGGCGAUGGGUGCCCUCCAAAUUUAAUCCAGCCGACGAAGCUACAAAGUGGAAGAACGGAUCCAACAUCAAUACAAAUAAUUCUUGGUUUCAAGGGCCUAGUUUCUUGAAAAAAGAUGGAAAGUUUUGGCCAGAUCAACUACAAAUUUUCACCACACAAGAAGAAAUACGUUCCGUCCUUCCACAUUGGGUAGCCGUUUCCAUCGUAAAUCCGUCAAGAUUCAGUAAAUGGACGAUGAUGCUGAGAUCAUUAGCAUUCGUAUUCCGUUAUGUUCAAAACUUGAGACGGAAAAUAAAAGGAGAUCAACAAGUUUUCGGAGUUCUCACUCAAGACGAAUUGGAGAAGGCGGAACAGCUUCUUUGGAAAAUAGCUCAACACGACGUCUUCCAGGAAGAAAUUUCAGUACUGAUCGAAACCCAGGGAUCCCCAGAUCGCCAGCACCGCACGGUGGCUAAGUCGAGCAGAAUUUACAAACGAUGGCCUUUCCUCGAUCAAAACGGCGUUCUCAGAAUGCGUGGGAGAUUGGGCACUGCACCACAUGUGCCAUACGAAGCUAAGUACCCUACGAUUCUCCCUCAUCAACAUAGGAUAACAUUUCUCCUUGUAGAUUGGUUCCACUGCCACUUCCAUCAUGCCAACCGGGAAACUAUUACCAACGAACUAAGACAACGUUUCGAAAUUCUCAAGCUUCGUGCCCUCAUAAGUCGUGUGGCGCGAAGGUGCUGUUGGUGUCGAGUGAUGUAA
Molecule: messenger RNA, 2835 nt
Organism: Toxorhynchites rutilus septentrionalis
Lineage: Eukaryota; Metazoa; Arthropoda; Insecta; Diptera; Culicidae
Exons: 1
Coding region: 1-2835 (944 amino acids)
Source: RefSeq, a predicted model, not a curated record